CUGGAGACUACUUCUAGACUUCACUCUUCUUCCACUUUACCCAUCUCUCUCUUUCUGUUUCACAUUUUCUCUCUCAAACUCUUUCAAUCUCUUCUACACCAACAAUGGAGAUGUCCCGGAUUUUAACCGGGGCUUCAAUUCUCAUCACUUUGACACUUCUAGUAUCAUCUGUAUCAGCUCAUAACAUCACAAAAAUCUUAGCUGAACACCCAGAUUUCUCAACUUUCAAUCACUACCUAUCAGAAACACAUUUAGCACAAGAAAUUAACAGUCGCCAAACAAUCACAGUAUGUGCUGUUGAUAAUGCAGGAAUGGCAGAACUAUUAUCAAAACAUCUAUCACUUUACGCUCUCAAAAAUGUCCUUUCUUUUCAUAUCCUUCUUGAUUAUUUUGGUGCUAAAAAACUCCAUCAGAUUACCGACGGCACAGCUUUAGCAGCAACAAUGUUUCAAGCUACUGGAUCUGCAACUGGUUCAGCAGGUUUCGUCAACAUUACAGAUUACAAGGGCGGUAAAGUCCGUCUCGGUGCCGAAGAUAAUGAUGGAACUCUAAGCUCGGAAUAUGUUAAAUCAGUGAAAGAAAUUCCAUAUAAUAUCUCAGUUAUUCAAAUCAGCAAGAUCUUGUCUUCCCCUGAGGCUGAAGCACCGACACCCGGUCCUGCACAGGUUAACCUAACCGAGUUAAUGUCGAAACAAGGUUGCAAAGUUUUUGCAGAUUUGUUAGUCUCUUCAGGAGCAUAUGCUACUUUCCAAGAAAAUGCUGAUGGUGGAUUAACUAUCUUCUGCCCGCUGGAUGAUCCAAUGAAAGCGUUUCAACCCAAAUACGAUAAUUUAACCGAUGAUGGAAAAGUUGCUUUGUUAUCCUAUCACGCUCUGCCUACUUAUAAUUCGAUGCAAAUGUUGAAACAAAACAAUGGUAUUGUGAAUACUUUGGCUACUGAUGGUGGAAAAACGUAUCAAUUUACUGUUCAGAAUGACGGUGAAUCUGUUACAUUGAAGACCAAAACUGUUACAGCGAAAAUAACAGGGAAAUUGAUCGAUGAAAUGCCAUUAGCUAUUUACACAAUUAAUAAGGUAUUGUUGCCUAAAGAAUUGUUCAAGAAAGCUUUAGCGCCGACACCAGCUCCAGCACCUGCGCCGGAAAAAGCUGCCGAUUCACCUAAAAAAGCUAAAGGUAAAGGUGAUAAGGAUGAGGAUUUGGCUCCUGAGCCGAUGUCUCCUGAUGGUGAGCCAGCGGAUCAAGAGGCUGAUGAUAACGGCAGUAUUAGAUCCAGUGGUGGGAGAUGGGCUAGUGUUGUAUUAGGUGUGUGGUUAGCAGCUUAUCUGUUGGUGUAGGGUUUGGUUUUUCUUCCUCGUCAUCUUUUCACGUGAAAUAAGUAAGGCUUUUUUGUGCUUGUUAAUCUUUUAUUUCCGUGAGAACCAUUGUAAUAUUUAUUCUUACUUUUUAGUAAAUUUAUUUGUCGGUGUGAUAUUUAUUUAGAAUUUUCUCUUGGUUUUUUGCGACUUUUAUUGUAAAAGGUUGAGUUGGUCAAAAAUGAUUAUAUCUUUAAAUUA
This is a messenger RNA of Papaver somniferum (opium poppy), 1553 nucleotides long. Its product is annotated as fasciclin-like arabinogalactan protein 1. The transcript has a single exon. Lineage: Eukaryota; Viridiplantae; Streptophyta; Magnoliopsida; Ranunculales; Papaveraceae. The record is from RefSeq and is a predicted model, not a curated record. Bases 105 to 1334 code for a protein of 409 amino acids. Gene Ontology annotation, cellular component: plasma membrane.